Messenger RNA from Musca vetustissima, 642 nucleotides. Its product is annotated as tissue inhibitor of metalloproteinase-like. NCBI's taxonomy places the organism in Eukaryota, Metazoa, Arthropoda, Insecta, Diptera, Muscidae. Bases 1 to 642 code for a protein of 213 amino acids. Gene Ontology annotation, biological process: negative regulation of endopeptidase activity; negative regulation of membrane protein ectodomain proteolysis. The transcript has 4 exons. The record is from RefSeq and is a predicted model, not a curated record. Gene Ontology annotation, molecular function: metalloendopeptidase inhibitor activity; protease binding. Gene Ontology annotation, cellular component: extracellular matrix.
AUGGAAAUAACAAGAAUUCUCACAUUACUUGGUAUUGUAAUAAUGGCUAUUAUUACAUUUUAUGCCACACCGGCAGAUGCAUGCAUGUGCUUACCCAGCCAUCCCCAGACACAUUACUGUGAAGCAGAUUAUGUUGCUCUCAUUCGGGUAAUGCGUAAAUCUUCAAAAUUGGUAGCUGGAAAAAUUGUCUACAAGGUGGAAGUGAAGAAGUCCUACAAAAUGACCCAAGAAGGCCAACGAACCUUAAAGCAUGGCCGCAUUAUGACUUCGGCCCACGACAGUAUGUGUGGUGUUAAUUUGCAGCUCGGACGUCUUUAUGUAAUUGCCGGCCGAGGUGAUCAAUUGAAUAUGUGUCAUUAUGCCAAGGAAUAUAAAAAGAUGAGCAUUAUUGAGAGAACUGGAUUCACCGGGGCCUAUAAGAAGGGAUGUGGAUGUCAGAUAACUCCCUGCUUUGGAAAUCGUUGCCUGGACUAUGAUCAGAAAUCCAAUGUGUGUCAAUGGUCACCAUUUGCUAAAUGUGAAACAGACUACAGUGCAUGUAUGCCAGCCCGAGCCCGUUCACCCUUCAGUGUUACAGAGCCAAUGCUUAAAUGUCGCUGGCGAAGAACCGUCCAGUAUGAUGAAUGUAAAAUGAAUCCAUAA